AACUCGGAAAACAGAGUCUGUGUACACAGCUGCAGGAGCAGUUAAGGGGCUGAUGUGAGCUGCAGUAUGUAGCAUAAAUAGUGAGCAGACGUGAAGGAUAUAGCACAUGAUGAGGAAACGAGUUAAUUAAGACUAGGUUCUUUGACUUGGAGCUACUUCAGCAAACUGGAAUGUUUGAAAGAAGAUUUGAUGACUUGAAGGGCAUGUUUUGACAUGUGGCACCAUUUUUCCCUAACGGAAGUUGAUGAUUACUUGGACAACAGGGGCACCAUCAUCUUGUGAAAUUCCUGUUUCUCAGCAAUGAGAAACAACGGUUAAUAUCUAACUUGGUGUCCGCUGUUUUACUUUAUUUAGUAACAGGGCAAUAAAGUCCAGGCGCCAAGCAGCACAGUUGCUAAGUAACGUCAUAAAACAAGAAGAACCUCGACUAUCCCUGUUCGGAUCAGGAAGAAGUGAGAGACUGUGACAUGAGCAACCAGUUCACAGAAGCUUAAGGAAUGCUCUUCACUUGAUUAACAACAAUCCAAAGAGAAAAAUAUGUACCAUGCCCAAGAGAAAGGAAGCAAAAGGGACAAAGGUGACCCUCAAAACUGCAAAGAAGGCUAUACGCAUGACCCCAGAUGGACGGCGUAGACUCGUUCUUAGCAACAUGGGAAUAACCAUAUUCCCAAAGUGCCUCUUCAAGCUAACCUUUGUGGACGAGUUGGACUUGAGCCGCAACCUCAUAGAGAAACUCCCAGAAAACUUUGGGAACUUGUUAUCACUCAGAUGGCUGGAUCUACACAGUAACAAGCUAGUGUCUGUGCCCGAGUCCAUCGGCGACCUUAGGGGACUUACAAGCCUAAACCUCUCCAACAACUGCUUAACUUUUUCAGGUUUACCCUCCACCCUGGGCUCCCUGACUAACCUGAAGAGUCUCAAUCUAGGAAUGAAUCAGCUUGAUGACCUGCCUCCCACUUUGGUGGCCUUAGAAAAUCUUCAGGAAUUGGGCCUGUUUGAUAAUCUCUUUAAAAAGUUACCACAAUUUCUGCAAGGCCUAAGCAACCUCACGAAGGUGAAUGUGAAACGAAAUCCUCUAUCAUACCAUCAAAGGAAAGGUGAGACAUUGAAGGAAAAGUCAGAGCAUAAGGAGGAUGUGUAUCUGGUCCACGAGAGCAGCUUGUGUAGGACCUGCCUUAAAAGGUGUCAAGCAGAGAGGGAAAAGCUUAUGAAAGGAGGUGGGGAAGGGAGAAGAGGAAGGAGAAGAGAAGCAGAAGGAGGAGGAGUAGAUUGUGGCGUGUCUGAAAAGAAAAAGAAAAGGGCAUUUCCUGGCCUGGUGGCACCAAACUCAGUGGCUACAGUUAAUCAGGAUUUGUGGAGACUGCGAGAAAAGCUUGAAUGUGUGCAAGUCAAAUGACCAGCAGGUCUCCUGAUGUAAACUUUUUAAAAACAAAACAGCAGGAAAGGAUGGAAUGAUAGGUCAGUCACACAGCAUUUCAUAGGCGUGUGCAUUAUAUCAAACUGUGUAGCUAAAGCAAGUCAUGUGACUAUUUUUUUGUAAGCUUAAUGUUUCUACUGAUGAUUAAAAAGAAAUUUAUUGAAA
This is a messenger RNA of Oreochromis aureus, 1582 nucleotides long. It is a transcript of the gene lrrc18a, whose product is annotated as leucine rich repeat containing 18a. Gene Ontology annotation, molecular function: protein binding. Bases 545 to 1396 code for a protein of 283 amino acids. The record is from RefSeq and is a predicted model, not a curated record. NCBI's taxonomy places the organism in Eukaryota, Metazoa, Chordata, Actinopteri, Cichliformes, Cichlidae. The transcript has 4 exons.